UAGCGACCCACUCAGUCACCCCCAGGAUGAGAGGCAAAUCCGAGUUGCGAGUUAGAAGCCUUCGGCUCUAAUUCAAGUUUCUGCCAUUCCUCCGCUAUGUGAUGUCCAGCAAGUCACUGAGCCUCAAAUUUCUCCUUCUGUAAAAUGAGGGUAGUAUACAGCUACAGCCCAAGACUGUUAUGAUGCACAGAGAAAGGGGCUCGGUCUUUUAAUAUUCCCAAAGCUCUGGGUUCCAGGUUCUGAUCCUUCAUCUCCUUCACAGUUGAAGGACGCUGAAAGAAACGGGAAUGGGUGAAUUUUCUUGCAAUUUCAAUUUUCGGAAGCUCUACAGAGCGAACCGUAACCUCCCUUGGCUGUAGCGCUCCAAAAUUUCCGGUGGAUAGGCCGGAAGUACUAGGCUGGGUGGGUUGUCCAGGCCUCUGUCUGCCCGAACUCGGAGGGUGGGGCUUGUGUGAUUGGGAGAGGCGGGGACUGCGCCCAAAGCUGCCUGGGUAAGGGCCAAGAUGGCCGCCUCCUGCCUGGUACCUGUGUGAGGCCAGUGGAGACGGUGCCAUCUCUUUUGAGGUCACGUCUGGCCCUCAUACUGGGACUUUUUUGGUAUGCCGUUGAGAGACAGUCUAGAGUAAUGGCAGGGGUUCUCUCUUGGGCAGGUAGAAGCUUGUGGGGCUGGAUGCCCUACGCAUGCAGAAGCUUCUCUAUGGGUGUUCCGCGAUUGACCAUCCGUAUAAGGCUCACCCUCCCGCCCCCCAAAGUGGUUGAUCGGUGGAACGAGAAGAGGGCCUUGUUCGGAGUAUAUGACAACAUCGGGAUCCUGGGGAACUUUGAAAAGCACCCCAAACAACUAAUCAAGGGCCCCAUAUGGCUUCGAGGCUGGAAGGGGAACGAAUUGCAGCGUUGUAUCCGGAAGAAGAAAAUGGUUGGAAAUAGAAUGUUCUUUGAUGACUUGCAUAACCUUAACAAACGUAUCAGCUAUCUCUAUAAGCACUUUAACCGACAUGGGAAGUAUCGGUAGAUCGGAAAGCUGGGAACUGUGGAAGAGGCAUCCAUCUCUAGCACUCUGAAAAAGGGGAACAGAACUUUUCCUUAUGAGGAAAGGAUUUUGUUUUCUCUCUGUAAUAAUAAAAUGUGGCUUCUUUGGAAUCAGA
This is a messenger RNA of Marmota flaviventris (yellow-bellied marmot), 1145 nucleotides long. RefSeq names its product mitochondrial ribosomal protein L51 (gene Mrpl51). Gene Ontology annotation, molecular function: structural constituent of ribosome. Gene Ontology annotation, biological process: translation. NCBI's taxonomy places the organism in Eukaryota, Metazoa, Chordata, Mammalia, Rodentia, Sciuridae. Gene Ontology annotation, cellular component: mitochondrial large ribosomal subunit. The record is from RefSeq and is a predicted model, not a curated record.